AUGUCACUGCUGGAGGCUAGACUUGGAGGGAGGGUCAACAUUCUUGUCAAACUUUUUGAGCUGAUGUUGGGUAUUGUUGCCUGGGCUGUCCUGGCGACCGUCCAUGGCACGUUCAGCGGUAUGUGGUGGGGACAACAUUACGUCAUGGCAGCCUGCGUGACGUCAUGGCUCAUCACGCUAGUCCUCCUGGUGUUGGCCGGGUCCGGAAAAUUCUCCAACGAUACUCUGAAUCUGGUGUACGGGUUUCUGGCCGCCAUCGCCUAUGUCGCCGCCGCAGUGAUUCAGUGUUGGAACGCCAACCGGAACUACGGACGAGCAUACUCCGUGUAUGAAAGACACAUCAUCUCUGCCUCUUUCACUGUGGGAACCGCCGCUGUGUACUGUGCAGACCUCAUUCUGAUGCUGAAGCUGUGCAAGUGUGUGUGUAUCAUUAGAUCAUAAGGGACAGCCAAGUGUGUGUGUGUGUGUGUGUGUGUGUGUGUGUGUGUGCGUGCGUGCGUGCGUGCGUGUGGUGUGUGUGUGUGCGCGGUGUGUGUGUCAAAAAGACAGAAAGAGACUGAAAAAAUAUAACUGGAAAACUAAAUAGAAUAAAUACAACAAUACACACGUUUCAAAAUGGUGAAUAGAUUACUAAAUCUUGACAAGAAAACAGACGUUUAUGAUAGUCUUUAUUGCACGAGCACAACUUCAACUCACUACUGUGACCGAUACAAGACCAGCUUGUUCAGGCCGUCUUACUCAUACAUUCUAGAUAUAAUCUGUUCUUAUAUGUUGUUAGAAUCACAAAGGUUGUGCUUAUAUAUUUUUUCAAUUCUAACAUUUGAGGAAUUUUUUUGAAGCUGUUCCAAAACGUUUUGUAUGACCACUAGCAAUGGAUGAAUAAAUGAAUUCGAAUGAAUGAAUGAAUGAACUACAUACAUAUGACAGAAUAAUACAGAAAUACGUAGAUAGAUAUCAAUUAAUCCAUUGCUCUGAAGUUUUAACAUCGGAAAAAUGAGAAAAAAUACUCUUGUACCUUAUGGGUAAACGAUUAAAAUACAUUUUACUUCCGGAUACAGAAGUAUGGUUUUUGGGUGGCUGACGUUUGUUUGGGUUUGUUUGUCUGGACAGAGUAGGUUGAAAGCACGUAGGUGGAAAAUCAAAAAGAUUGACAGGCAGAAUGACAGGAGGUCCAAAG
Branchiostoma belcheri (Belcher's lancelet) is the source of this 1177-nucleotide messenger RNA. RefSeq lists its product as uncharacterized. Bases 1 to 441 code for a protein of 146 amino acids. The record is from RefSeq and is a predicted model, not a curated record. NCBI's taxonomy places the organism in Eukaryota, Metazoa, Chordata, Leptocardii, Amphioxiformes, Branchiostomatidae. The transcript is spliced from 4 exons.